Hansenula anomala is the source of this 1650-nucleotide messenger RNA. RefSeq lists its product as uncharacterized. Bases 1 to 1650 code for a protein of 549 amino acids. The record is from RefSeq and is a predicted model, not a curated record. Lineage: Eukaryota; Fungi; Ascomycota; Saccharomycetes; Phaffomycetales; Wickerhamomycetaceae. The transcript has a single exon.
AUGAAAUCCUGGGAAGAACUCGUGGAGAGCAAGAAGAAGUUUCUUAAUAAACAAAUCCCUGAGGAAUGGAUAUUGCAAGAAAUCAAAUCACCAGAUGAAGAACCUAAUGUCUGUGUCUAUUUGGACAAACUAUUGGAUGAACGUGAAAUCUACAUUACAAAUUUAACAUUGGAUGAAUUGCUUUCAGAACAAUUAUCAGGGAAAUUAUCAGCACUAGAAAUUGCCAAAGCAUUCACUCAUAGAGCUGCUUUAACUCAUCAAAUUACAAAUUGCUGUACAGAAUUGUUUUUUGAUCAAGCUUACCAACAAGCUGAAAGAUUGGAUAAAUAUUUAUCAGAAACUGGGAAACUAAUUGGUCCAUUCCACGGUAUUCCUGUUUCUUUGAAAGAUCAGUUGAAUGUUAAAGGUGUUGCCACAUCAAUUGGUUAUGUUCAUAAACUGUUCAAUGUCGUGGAAAAUGAAGAAGAUGAAGCUGUCUUGGUGAAACAAUUAAGAUUACAAGGUGCAUUGCUUUAUAUGAAAACUACAGUACCAAUGGCAAUGUUACUAUGUGACACGUUUUCUGGUGCUUAUGGAUAUACCCAAAAUGCAUUGAAUAGACGCUAUUCACCAGGUGGUUCAAGUGGUGGUGAAGGUGUUGUUGUCAAGGCUAAAGCUUGUAUUUUGGGAAUAGGGACUGAUAUUGGUGGUAGUUUAAGAGCACCUGCUAUUUAUAAUGGUAUAUGGUCAAUUAGACCUACUGCUAAUAGAUUUUCGUAUUUGAAUGCUUUGAACUCUUGGGAACACCAAGACAUAAAUCCAUCAACUAUUGGUCCAAUGGCUAACAGAUUGGAAGAUUUAGAAUAUUUCGGGAAGCAUAUAUUGGGUGAUGAUUUCCAAUGGACUCAUGAUCCAAAAGUUCCACCAAUUCCAUGGAAAGUUGAUGUUGAAAUUCCUAAAAAGCUAGCAUUUGGAUUUCAAAAAUGGAAUAAUAUUGUUAUGCCACAUCCACCAAUUGUUAGAAUGAUGGAAGUUGUUAAAAAAGCAUUAAUUGAACAAGGCCAUGAAAUUAUUGAAUAUGAACCACCAAUCAGUGAUAUGGAAUUAUUUGAGUUUUCUGAUAAAGUCUUUGGGGUUGAUGGUUAUUUGGAAUUAGACAGAGAAGUUGCAAAUUCUGGGGAACCAGUAUUAAUGGAUGAGCUGUAUUCAUCAACAGGAUCAAGACCGAAACCAAUCACUUCAAUUGAGCCAUAUUGGGAACUAGCUGGUCAGAAGUACAGGUAUCAACAAACUUUUGCUAAAUAUUGGUUAUCAACCAAAGAGAAAACUUCAACUGGAAGACCAAUUGAUGCAUUAUUAACACCUGCAUGGAACUGUUGUGCUACAAGAUUAGGUAAAGUUCCAAAGAUCAAUGCUGAUUAUGCCGUUCAAUAUAAUGUUUUAGAUUUACCAGCAAUUCCUAUCCCUGUGGGUACUGUUGACUCUAAAAUUGAUCCAAAGGACCCAAAUUAUAAGCCAGUUAACCAUUUUGAUCAAGAUUGUUAUGAUAGGUAUGAUGCUGAGUUUUUUGAUGGGGCUAAUAUAUCUGUUCAAAUUGUUGGUUUACAAAAGUUUACAGAGGAGAGACUACUUAAGUUGGCUGGAGUUGUUAGAGAUUCUAUAAAGCAUUGA